AUGUUCAAUUCAAAAGGAUGUUUAAAUCAUCUUACAAAAGAAGAAAUUAUGGUAUAUACAUUUCGUGCCUAUGUAUCACCAAUAUUAGUUAUUAUUGGUAUUCCAUCAAAUCUUUUAGUGAUACUUGUAUUUAUUAUAAUUGAAUAUCAAAAAACUUGUCGUUUUAAUUUAUAUGCAAUAUGGAUGUCUAUUGCUCAUAAUAUACAAUUAAUUGUUAAUACAUUAAUUGAUGAUUUUUUAGGUCGUGGAUUAAAAUAUGCAACACAAUGUAAAUAUUCAAUACAAGUUGAUAUAGAAUCAUCAUUUCUAUGUAAAACAUUUACUUAUUUAACUGAUGCUUCAGCAUUAAUUGCUGCAUUUAUAUUAAUGUUAUUUAGUGUUGAUCGUGUUUGUUCAAUUUAUAAUCCAAAACAUUUUGAACAAAGUUCUCAUGUGAAAUUAGCGCAUAUUAUUAUUGGUUUUGUUAUAAUUAUUUGUUUAAUAUUAAAUAUACCACAUUUAAUAUUUGCUGAUUUAAAAAUUCAUCCAAUAAAUAAUUCACAUGAAUGUCAAUAUAUUAAUCCUGUUGCUGGUGGUGUAAAAUAUGUUCUUUAUUUAUAUAUUAUUGGUGUAGCUAUACUUCCAGCUAUAUUUAUUUUUAUUACAAAUAUUUUAAUAUUAUAUAAAUUGAGUACAACAGUUUAUCGAUCAAAAUUAAUUGGUACUAAAGAUGAUGAAUCAAAUAAUGAAAGGGGUAAAGUAAUAGCACAUUUAGCUAUUAGUAUUCUAUUCACAAGUUUAUCUAUACCAUUAGUGGUAAUUAUUAUUUUAAGACAACAAGUAUAUUUUUACAAAUAUGAUAUAUUAUAUCCAGAAUAUACUAAACAAAUUGUACAAUAUUCAAAAUUAUUUAGUUCAGUUGAUUCAUUUAAUCAUGCUUUUGAUUUUUUCUUAUAUUUAGCAUUUAUGCCAACAUUUCGGCGUACAUUAAUGGAUAUAUUUAAAUGUAGAAUAUUUUUACGUAAUGAUCAUUCAAAUAAGAAACAUCAUCAUGAUAAUCAUAUCGAUGAUAAAUGUGAACAACAAUAUUUACAUCAUUCAGAACAAGAAAUCAAUAUUCAAUUUACUGAUCAAGAGACAAUGUCACUUUAUUCAAAUAAAUUAAUUUGUGUCGAAGAUUUUUAUUUAAAUUCGAACAGUUUAAAUUAUAGUACAGAUCCUAUACCGUUUAUUGAUCAAUAUGUGAAUUAUUCACCGGAACAUUAUACAAUUAAAACAUUAUGACAAAAUGUUAUCUUAGCAGGGGGGUUUUUGUGAUUAAAUGUUGAGCCAAUUUUUUAAAAAAAAAACUUUAUUAUAACAUUAUCAUUACAAUUUAACUGUCAAUCAUUCUCAUUGUAAAAAGUUGUUAUCCAUACAUAUAAACAUAUUUUGGAUUUAUUCAAAUUCAAUUAACAUUCCUUAUUUUUAUCUAGGAAAUGAAUUGAAUCAACUUUAUAGAAAUGUAUAUUGUAUCCAAAUGAGCAAUAUAAAUGUUUCUUGUCAAAAAAAAGAAAAGAAGAAGAAGAAGAAAGAAAUGCGAUUUUGUUCCAUUUGUCUUAUGAAUUACAUUAUUCUAACGAUAAUAAUCAAACAAACUGAAUAAUGAAAUUGUAGGAAAAAAAACAAAUUACAUAUACUAUUUUUCACAUUCCUUUUUAUAUACAACAAUAGAAUAUAAAAGAAAAUCAUUGACUGAAUUAAAUGAUAUAGAAUUAAUUUAUUAAAUAUUAUUCAUUUGCUUUAGUGAUGAAUAUUGCUAAUUUUAACAAAAUAUAGUUAUAUAUCUAUAUACACUUGAAUAUUGAACAAUAUUUGAAUGGAGGCUUGACAACAAACAUAAAAAGAAACCAGUUCUAUUUCAAUUAAACAUUUUAUCAAAAUGUUUUUUAUUUAUUUCUUAAAUGGCAGGUAAUGCUAUUAAGCGAUAAGAAAGAGAAAAAGAAAAAGAAAACAAAAGUGUAAUACACCAGUAUUUAUAAUAAAAUAUUGAUUUAUUAAAUUUGAGAAUAAAAUAACCAUAUGAGCAUAUAGAAAAUAAAUUAGUAUUAUAAUAAA
Molecule: messenger RNA, 2076 nt
Organism: Schistosoma haematobium
Lineage: Eukaryota; Metazoa; Platyhelminthes; Trematoda; Strigeidida; Schistosomatidae
Exons: 1
Coding region: 1-1263 (420 amino acids)
Biological process (GO): G protein-coupled receptor signaling pathway
Cellular component (GO): plasma membrane
Molecular function (GO): G protein-coupled receptor activity
Source: RefSeq, a predicted model, not a curated record